Acanthosepion pharaonis is the source of this 876-nucleotide messenger RNA. The record is from the annotation of a GenBank genome assembly. Lineage: Eukaryota; Metazoa; Mollusca; Cephalopoda; Sepiida; Sepiidae.
AUGUUCACAGUCAGACACCGGCGCGGACGCGCACGCACAAGAGAAGAAGAAUGGCAGGCGCGCAAAAUGGAACAAGAGGCCACCUCUUUCUUUCUUUCUUUCUUUCUUUCUUUCUUUCUUUCUUUCUUUCUUUCUUUCUUUCUUCGCGGUUUAAUUUCUUCUCUCUCUUUAUCGCUUUCACCACGGUCCACUACAAGUCGGUCGUUUCUUCUCUCCUUUUAUCAUACUCUCCUUCUUCUGUCUAUGCCUUCUUUCUGCGUCUCCUCCCCUCUAUCUACAUACAUCUUUAGUUCUCAUCUUUCUUUUUUCUUUAUUUCCCUCAUCCUCUACAUUUGUCAUCCUUUUCUUUUUUUUUUCGCCUUCUUCCUUAUCAUACCUCGUCUUUUAAGAACUCUUUUAAUCUCUGUCUUUUAUUUUUGUCUCCUCCCCCUAUUCCUCUCCUUUCUGCUCUAUUCCCUCUCUGUUCUUUUGUUUUUUAUCUCCUCCACCUAUUCCUCUCAUUCCUAUUCUAUUUUUUCUAUUGUUUUUUGUUCUCUUCUUCCUUCUCCCUUCCGUACUAUUCCCUUUCUAUCUUCUUUUUUUUCCUUCUUCUUUCUUUCCAUUCUUGCCCUUCAUAUCCUUUUUAAUGAUUUUUUACUCCUUAAUUUGCUUGUAAUUUCUCUCUUCCUGCUAAGCUUCCUUGCAUCUUUUUUAAAACAUUUUCAUAUCUUUCCCUCCCCGGAUUUCCUACCCUUUUCUUGUGUACAUUUCCUCCUCUUUCUUUUCAAAUUUCUCAACCUCCUGCGUCCUUUUUUUUUCUUUUUAAAAUUUUCUCUCUAUUUGACUUUAUUUCUUCACUACGUAUUUUUUUUUCUUCUUUGGUUUUAUUCUCACUAA